AUCGGUGGCGCGCCUCCGGGGAUCAGCCGAUCAGCGCCGCCGCACAUCUACCGCCGGCGACGGCGUUCCCCAGCUGAUUCUAUCUACAAAGCAGGCCAUGGACAACAUCAAGUACCGCUUUCCUUCCGCCGCCUCUGUCGCCUGCGCAGGCUGCGGUCUCAGGCUCCUCCGUCGGAAUCGAGCUAGUUCCCUCGGCAAGCUCCCCGCCCCGCAAGCUCCUGGAGGUCUUCGACGCCGAUGAUUUAGGUUCAUCAAAGACGAGCUAAAGACGAUGCAGGCAUUCUUGGCGACUGCAGAAGCAACGAAGCACAGAGAUAUGCUACUCAAGGUGUGGGCGGAACAAGUAAGGGACCUGUCCUACAACAUAGAAGAUUGUCUGGAUGAGUUUAUGGUUCAUGUGAGGAGCCAAAGCCUGACAAAACGGUUGAUGAAGCUCAAAGAUCGUCACCGGAUCGCUGCACAAAUUCGCAACCUGAAAACAAGAGUUGAAGAAGUGAGCAAUAGGAACACACACUACAACUUAAUCAAGAUGGAGAGCUCCAGAACCAUUGAUGAGGUAGAUUCCUACUCAGAAGAUGCUCGCAAUCAAAUGUCUAGCAACAUCGAUGAAGGAGAACUUGUGGGCUUUGCCAAGACUAAGAAAGAGUUGUUUGAGCUGGUGGAUGUCAACACUAAAGAUGGUCGUGCCAAAGUUAUAUGUGUCGUUGGCAUGGGUGGUUUGGGCAAGACUACUCUUGCAAGGAAGAUAUAUGAAAGUGAGGAGGAUAUUGUGAAUAAUUUUUCUUGCUAUGCUUGGAUCACAGUCUCGCAGUCAUUUUUCAAGAUAGAGAUGCUCAAGGAUAUGAUCGCGCAACUUCUAGGUGUCGAGUCUCUGAAGAAAUGCUUGAAGGAACUUCAAGGGAAGGUGAUGCAAGUAAAGUACCUCGCCGAGUACCUCAGAGAAGAGCUCAAGGAUAAGAGGUACUUCAUUGUUCUUGAUGACUUGUGGACCUUAGAUACGUGGAGGUGGAUUGAAGAUAUUAUCUUUCCUAGUAGUAACAAGAAAGGUAGUCGAAUAGUCGUAACAAUGCGAGAUGUUGGCUUAGCAAAGGAAUGUACUCCUGAAUCCCUUAUCUAUCACCUUAAACCCUUAGAUUCAGUUGAUGCGACAAAUUUGCUUUAAAAAAGUAGGAAAUUGCAUGAAGACACGGAGAAAGAUGAGAAGUUCAGGGACUUAGUUGAACGACUAGUUAAAAAGUGUGGUUGUUUACCACUGGCUCUACUCACAAUUGGAGGUAUCCUCGCCACUAAAAAGGUUGUAGAGUGGGAGAAGGUCUAUAGCCAACUCCCCUAUGAGCUUGAGAGUAACCCAAGCCUUGAAGCAGUUAGGAGGAUUGUUAUUUUGAGUUACAACCACUUGCCACAUCUCAUCUCAAGUCAUGUUUGUUGUACCUAAGCUUCUUUCCUGAGGAUUGGGAAAUCAAGGUGAGGCGUGUAGUAGAAAGAUGGAUUGCUGAGGGGUUUGUUAGAGUGAGGACUGGGUUUAACAUUGAGGAUGUGGGAAAAUCUUACUUUAAUGAGUUGAUUAACCGAAGCCUGAUUCAAGCAUCAAGAGUAAGCAUAGAAGGAGUUGUAAAGAGCUGCCGAGUCCAUGAUAUUGUGCGUGAUUUCAUCGUCUCAAUUUCUAGAGAUGAAAAUUUUGUGUACGUGGCAGGAGAUGAUGUAACUAGUGUUACAGAGGAGACCUUCCGCCAUGUAGCAUGCCAUGGUAGCAAGUGCCAAAACAUAGACAUGGAUUUUAGCCAUGUCUGGUCAUUGACCGUUUUCGGUGAGAGGCCCUUGGUGCAAUCACUUCCAGUGAGUUCACCUGAUUUGAGAAUGCUCAGAGCCUUGGAUCUAGAGAAUGCACAGUUCCGAGUCACACAAAAAGAUAUCAACAACAUAGGAUUGCUACGCCAUCUGAAGUAUGUGAAUUUUUCUGUUGAAAUUCAUAUAUCUAUAAACUUCCAAGAUCCAUAGGGAAGUUACAAGGCUUGCUCAGUUUGAACAUAAGAGAUAGUUAUAUUACAGAAAUACCAACUGAGAUUUGUAAUCUCAAGAGCCUACAUAGUCUUUGUUGUACUAGAGCAAGCAGCUACAGAUUCUUUGACAUGGAUAAUCCUAAGGAUUGUCUGGGGAGCACAUUUUCUUUUCCAAUGGUAUUCACACCUUUGGUUCUUCCUAGUGUUCGUGCCGAGGAGGUUGCUGAACAACAGAUGGGUUGAUCUAGCUGUUGGUCCAGGUCCAUAGGUGUGAGGGUGCCAAGAGGAAUCGGCAACCUAAAAGAGUUGGAAAUAGUAGAGGUCGUGGACAUCAACCGAACCAGUAGGAAAACCGUUAAAGAGCUAGGUGGGCUUGUGCAGCUGAAGAAACUAAGGGUGUGUUUGGUAGCCUGUGUCACUAGAGAAAGACUUUCUCAUCUCAGCCAAGCUGUGUUGGAUAUUUUGGUGAUCUAGGCUGCUCUCCUAGG
Messenger RNA from Lolium perenne, 2488 nucleotides. Lineage: Eukaryota; Viridiplantae; Streptophyta; Magnoliopsida; Poales; Poaceae. The record is from RefSeq and is a predicted model, not a curated record.